CUGCUGUGAGCCCGUGCACCUCCCCACGGGUGCCCCAGACCGUCCCCAUGGACCUGAGGAUCGGGCAGCGCCUCGUCAAGCCCGGCUCGGACACGGCCCUGCUGGCCCUGAAGCACACCCAGCAGCUGCAGCACCAGCUCUUCCUCGCCAGCCUGCACCAGCAGCAAGUGGAGCAGCUCGCCCACCAGCACGUCAGGGUGACCAUGGAGUCCCCUCACCGUGAGGCUGAGCCCGGGCAGCAGGAGCAGGAGCUGCGCCAGAUCCUCAACAAGGACAAGAGCAAGAGAAGUGCUGUGGCCAGCACGGUGGUGAAGCAGAAGCUGGCUGAGGUCAUCCUGAAGAAGCAGCAGGCAGCUUUGGAGAGGACCAGCAACCCCAACCCUCCAGCCAUGCCCUACAGGUCUCUGGAGCCUCUGGAUCCUGAGGGCCCAUCCCCUCCUGUGCUCAGCACCUUCCUGCCCCCCGUCCCCAGCACUCCUCUUGACCCCCCGGAGCAUUUCCCUCUGCGGAAGACGGCCUCUGAGCCCAACCUGAAGGUGAGGUGCAAGCCCAGGAAGUGCCUGGACCGACGCAAGAACCCCCUGAUGAGGAAGGAGAGUGCUCCCCCCUCGCUGAAGCGACGCCCACCCGAGGCUAUUG
Molecule: messenger RNA, 639 nt
Organism: Merops nubicus (carmine bee-eater)
Lineage: Eukaryota; Metazoa; Chordata; Aves; Coraciiformes; Meropidae
Product: histone deacetylase 7-like
Exons: 5
Biological process (GO): chromatin organization
Cellular component (GO): histone deacetylase complex
Molecular function (GO): histone deacetylase activity
Source: RefSeq, a predicted model, not a curated record